Messenger RNA from Penicillium chermesinum, 5370 nucleotides. Its product is annotated as putative sister chromatid cohesion protein Mis4. Gene Ontology annotation, cellular component: Scc2-Scc4 cohesin loading complex. The transcript has 5 exons. Lineage: Eukaryota; Fungi; Ascomycota; Eurotiomycetes; Eurotiales; Aspergillaceae. The record is from RefSeq and is a predicted model, not a curated record. Bases 1 to 5370 code for a protein of 1789 amino acids. Gene Ontology annotation, molecular function: chromatin binding. Gene Ontology annotation, biological process: establishment of protein localization to chromatin; replication-born double-strand break repair via sister chromatid exchange; establishment of mitotic sister chromatid cohesion.
AUGGAUCAAAAUGGACCCUCGGUCCAGGUCGUCAUCAAUGGCCAGUCGCACUCACAGUCGGCUUAUGCCUCAAAUAUGUCGCUGCAAGACCGCUCGCGGCCGCUGUCCGUGGAUGAGGCACUGCAGUACUCUGCCAUGUCCAGCGCUCCGGUGUUUGGCUUAGACUGUGUAAUACGCCCUGAUGUCGGCCGUCCUUCUACCACUUCUUCAAUAAACCAUGUCCUCCAAGCGGGUCGCAAUACGCUGAACGAGCUCAACGCGGAAAUACAAUCCGGGCAAGACGAAUCAAGUCGUCUGGAGACGUCCCGUGAAUACCUUCAGCAGUUGCUAGACGGCGACCAGCUAACUGAGUUCAAAUUCCGGCUUCCUCCAUCCCUCAAAACGAACCAACAGCCUUCCAAAUUUGCCCCCAAUGGUUCGUCGCCUGGUCACGAUUUGCUUGGCUCUUUCGCAAAAAUGAUGCUUGACUCGACCGAUAUUGCCUUUCGUUAUCCGGAAACGACACCAGUGAAGAUCAAGACAGAACGGAAGGAACCCGCAAAGAAACCUCUCGUAGUUGUGCAGCAGAACCAGCAGGCUUUCGCUGCGAACAACGCUGUAACAGCACCUCUUCUACCGCAGCAGCCUCAGCCAGUUCAAUCAUCUCAGCCACUUCGAUCUCGUCAACCUUCUCAACCCUCUCCGUUACCUCAACCGUCACAAUUGCCUCAAAUUCCUCAAAUAGCACAACAGCCACAGCCGCCUCAAUCGUCCCACAGCCAGUUUUCUAUUGUAAUUCCGACGAAGCCUACUCCACAAAAGCAAAACUCGCGACAACAAGAACCGAUGAGCAUGGGGAGGCCGCAAGUGGUGAUAAACAAUGAGGAUGAGGUAACCACCUCAAUGAUGGGAAUGAGAGACCAAAAAGCAGAAGCAGAUGAUGCUUUACUUAGACUUCAAGAUCUCCUCCACGAAAUCUUCCAGGCUGAGGAUCAGAUCGAACCUGAACAACAGAUCAUUGCUACGCCUGACAAGCCAAGUCCACUUUUCGUCAGUGCACAGUCUCUGCAAGUACACGGUGCGCUCUUGUCAUCUGAUGCGCAUACCCGUUUGCAAAAAGCCAUUAGGAAGGUGGUGGGGUUUGAAAGGCUACAAGACAUUCCCUCGGACUAUCUUACCAGAAUCCAGAAGCUCUGUGAGAAAUCCAUCCUAGCGUCGCAAGGUCCUGACCUCAGCUUACAUGAUGCGACGAAUGAAAAUGAAACCCACGAAUGGCUUGCCAAGGUCGAGGAUGUGCUCAACUCUCUUCUCGCAAUUGGAACGCUUCUACAGACAAUGUCGGGGCGUCGGACAGAGCGGGAUCUCUGCCCUGAAGACCUAAUCGAGGCAAUACCGACCGUCUUGAACCAGGUCUUUGAUCACUGCAUUAUUCCUGCUGUGGAGUCUCGUUCCGGAGGGAAAGACGCUGAUAAAUUCUCAUUCUUUUCGUCUUCCAGGCGCAUGAUCGGAAGUUUGAUCCAUCAAAGCAAAAAGGUCUUAGCUCUAUUUGCAGAUUUUCUUUCUCGUAUUGAGGUUUCCGAGGGGACAAUCACAGCAGCAUUAUUUUUCUCUUCCAAGUUGAUCUUCGUCGAAAAUGCACAUAAUGAUAAGGACUCGGCCGUGGGGUAUCAGAAGUAUGAGCCUGCAAGACGAGCUGCGAUGGAUGUCCUUGCCAAGAUUUUCUCCAAAUAUCCCGAACAACGGCCUUUCAUUCUGGAUGAAAUUCCGGUCUCGCUUGAAAAACUUCCCUCAACUCGCCAAAGUGCCCGGCAGUUCAAGCUUGCUGAUGGGAAAAGUAUCCAACUUCUCACAGCACUGGUUCUCCAACUUGUGCAAACGACCGCCCUAGAAACGCCAUCGCGAUCUUCCAAGUCAAAGCGUCGUUUGCAAACCGACCCGGACGAAGACGAAUUGAUGGGGGAUGCUGACGAUAACAAAAAUUUCAACUCGGAUGAGGAAGAUGAAUUGGACGAGUCGUUGGAGCGCCUAGCAGCGAAGGUAAACCGACUUUAUGACAAUGCGAUGCGCAGCGCGCAGUAUAUCGUCAAAUUCAUCGUUCAAAGAGCUAUGACUUCUACCAAAAGCGGGGAACAGCCUUUCCGGAAUAUUCUUGACCUGUUCACUGAGGAUCUGAUUAAUGUCCUUGGUUCCACCGACUGGCCUGCCUCUGAACUGCUUCUUCGGAUAAUGGCAUCUCAAAUGGUUGGGAUUGCAGACCUCGACAAGAGCCCUGCGACAGCAAAAAGUAUGGCAUUGGAGCUUUUAGGAUGGAUGGGUUCUGCCAUCUCGGAUUUAAUCGCAACUGCCCAACACAUGCUACCUGCACUGGAAGAUUCCGAUAACGAGCUCACCGAUUAUUUGAAACAGCAGUUUGAGGACUUUCUAUCCCGUGCGCUGCACCCACAAGAUUUGGUCGCGCCACGAGGCCCCUACCGAAUGGCUUUGGAGUAUCUGUCACAGGACAGAAACUCUGAGAACUGGCAGAUGACGAGUGCGCGAGGCUUCUAUCUUGCUCAAUGGGCGAAGACCGUCUGCACGCUUUACUACAACUCCGAAGACAGAGAUGCAGUGACGACUGAUGACAUGGCUGACGAGCUGGUGGUCCUUCUAUCGAGGUCUUUUUCCGAUCCUCAUUGGCUAGAAAGUCAUAUACAAUUUAACUACAUGUCGAACGUUCAUGGUCGUUUUGCCUACGUCCUGACGGUUUUAAACUCCAGCUUUGGAAAGGCGUUCGACACAAUCCUCAAAGUACUUUUGAACUCUAUUGCCAGUGACCAGGCAAAGGUUCGUAGUCGCAGUUUGAAGAGCGUCAUAUACAUGCUUGAGAAGGAUUCAAAUCUGCUGGACAGAGAUGCUUCGGUUAUGCGUGUGAUUCUUCGGUGCACUACAGACGCAUCGCCGAUGGUGCGAGACUCGGCGCUCUCACUGAUCGCCAAAUGUAUUGUGCUGAAGCCGAAGCUAGAAGAGGAGGGAUGCCGCAGCAUCCUGGCUUGUGCAAGUGAUCAAACUGCUGGUGUGCGCAAACGUUGCAUCGGCCUACUCAAGGAAAUAUACCACACGACAUCACGACUAGAACUGAAACUUGCUAUCCUUGACAGUUUUCUUCAGCGAACUGGUGAUCUGGAAGAAAGUGUGGCUACGCUGGCUCGUCAAACGUUUGAAGAGAUCUGGCUCGUUCCAUUCCACGAUUCUAUUGAUUCGACAACCGAUGCGCCGAAACUCAAGGUGGCGUUAGGUGAGCAGGUUGGCCUGAUUAUCAGCCUCGUCCAGCGCAGUGAUGCUGCGUUGGAGUCUUUAAGCACCUGUCUCAAAGCAGUGCUUUCAGAGAAGUCCAAGUCAGCAACCUUGAAUUUCAAGGUGUGCAAGAACAUGGUCUCAAUAAUGUUCCAACGCCUCGUGGAAGAUGCGGAUGCGUCCGGUAAAGAGUUCCAACAGGCGCUCCUACAAACAAUCACUGUAUUCGCAAAAUCGAACGCGAGGCUGUUCAGUCCUGAUCAGUUGGAAGCGUUGCAUCCAUACAUCGGCCAUCUUGCUACCGCCGAUGAUCUGUUUAUCUUCAGAUCCGUUGUGGUGAUUUACCGAUGUGUUUUACCAUUUCUCUCCUCGUCCCACAACACCCUUUUAAAAGAAGUACAAAAUGAUCUCUUCAAGAGUGUCGCUAAACUCGCUCGUUCAGAGCUGAAUGAGGUCAUGGCAUGCUUAUGGACGAUCAACAGUGUUUUGCAAAACACAGACAGAUUGGUCAAACUAACCAUGUCUGUGUUGAAGCCGUUGCAACAAUACAAGAGUGUUGACCUGACAUUGGAGAAGCACUCGGAUGUUUUAGCUCGCGCCAGGAGCUACAUUCGGAUCGCCGGUUGCGUGGGUCGGCACUGCGACCUUGAGAAGUAUGCCAAUCACUUCAAAAACUCGUUCCAAACUUGGAACGGUGGAACGGUGGCUAGUUUGAUGGUUGAUUCUAUCCUUCCUUUCACGUAUCCGAACCAGCCCCAUGAGCUGAGGGUCAUGGCUCUGGAGAGCCUAGGGUCGAUCUGUCAGUCUUGGCCAGCUCAAUUUGCACGCGAGCCUACUCGGAAGUCAUUUGCUCAAGUGUUCCAAGAAGAAGCGCCGGGUCUGCAAAACAUUGUUCUGCGAGCAUUUGCCGAAUUUUUCGCCAUCCAUGAGGGUAAAUCUGAGAAGGCUGUUCUGCCGGCCGCCGACCCUUCAUCUCAAGAGGAUUCCACUCGUCUUGGAGGAUCCUUAAAAGCCAGUGAUAAUGACGGCGCUGCUGCAUUGAUUGCCCAGAAUUUUCUACCGAGCAUGCUCAAAGUAGCCCAGUCACGACAGGACGCUUACUCUCUGACCGCAAUUGAACUGAUCGCGAGUAUCAACCGUCAAGGCUUGGUUCAUCCUAAGGAAUGUGCUGGUGUUCUCGUUUCUUUGGAAACCUCAACAGUGCCUGCCAUCGCUAAGGUCGCCUUUGAAACGCACAAAAUGCUGCACUCGCAGUACGAAUCUAUGUUCGAGCGCGAGUACAUGCGUGCUGUGCAGGAAGCAUUCUACUACCAGCGAGAUGUUGUGGGUGACUCUUCUGGGGCUUAUGCACGGCCUUUUGUUCCGAAGUUAGCAUCUCUCUUCGAGAUAGUCAAGAUCAGUAAUAGCCGUUAUCAGAAGAAGUUCCUCGCCAAUCUUUGCGGCAAAGUGAACUUCGAGCUGAAAAAGUUGAUACUACCGGGGACCCCCCGAGCACCUUCUUCUAUCACACAUCUUCCCACGCCCAUUGGGCCACCCGUAGUGGAAACCCCUUCUGGCAUGAUGGAAAUGCCAUCAAGCAUGCCUAUGUCGAUACCCAUGCCCAUGCCUGGGGCUCCUCCCGCGGCCCAAUUGGUCAACCCUGCUACUCUUCGGCUGUUGGCCACUGCAGCCGCCUCGUUAUCAAUGCUGUGGGAGGCCCGCACUUACCUUCGCCGUCUCUAUGGUAUCAAUUCCAAUGCCAAAGACAAAGACGGUAAGCCUGCCACGAAGGAGCUUAACAAGGCAGCGACAAAGGUCCACGGUAUCACCGGUGAUAGGCUUUGGGAGGCUGUCGCGAGAAAUAUGACUGCCCUGGAGAGCGAAGAAGCCAUGCUCAACAAAUGCCGCGAAUUCUCGACUUUGCUUGCGAUCGACGAGGAAUUCAAGGUUGAUCGCGGUGACGAGGAGGGUGACAGUCUAGAUGCCAUUGGAGAAGCCGAUGACCUGGACAGCGCUUCUCGCCCAAUGAAACGCAAAGGCUCUAUGUCGAAUGGCAGUGCCAGCAAGCGUCCAAAGAGCCGCAAGAGCUCUGUUGGGAAGAAACCUUCCAGCGCCGAACCUGACAAUGGCUGGGAUUAA